ACUUGGAGAGGAGCUGCUUCCAUCAGCAGCCAGCCGGACGUCUCCGGCAAAACCUCCUGCCACAGGCUGCAUGCCUCAGCCUGCAGUCAGCUUUCGCACGGCUUUCACUGGAGUCCGGGGCAUCUCGGUGUGAGGAACGUUGUGUUCCUUCCUCUCCGUUAAAAGGACUGAGCAGCACCGGAGGAAGGGCUGUGACGGAUGCCCCAGUUUGUUGACGAGCUGUGAACGGACCGGAGGGGUGUUGGUGAAGAGAUGGCUGUGGUCGCCUCUGUAAAUGAAACUAUGAACCUAUCGAGCUGGCUUCUUGCCCUGCACAGUAACUCUUCCCUGGAGCUGCAGUCAGAAGCGCCGCGGCUGGCUGUCGAUCCCUGGGACGUGAUGUUGUGUAUAUCGGGGACUGCCAUCGCCUGUGAAAAUGCUCUGGUCGUGGCCAUUCUGUUCUACACUCCGGCUUUACGAACGCCUAUGUUUUUGUUGAUCGGCAGCCUGGCGACAGCGGACUUCCUGGCCGGACUUGGGCUCAUCCUGAAUUUCUUUUUCCAUUACCUGAUCCACUCGGAAACAAUUAACCUCAUCACCGUGGGUUUUUUAGUUGGCUCCUUCUCCGCUUCGGUGAACAGUCUGUUAGCCAUAACGAUCGACCGGUACCUUUCGUUGUAUAACGCAUUGACUUACUAUUCGGAAAGGACGGUAGCCUACACCCACAGCAUGCUGGCCGUGGCCUGGGGCGUUUCAUUUUGUCUCGGGCUGCUUCCUGUGCUGGGAUGGAACUGCCUAAAGGACGCAUCUACCUGCAGCAUCGUGAAGCCCCUGACUAGGAGCAAUUUGACCCUGCUGUCAGUUUCCUUCUUUCUAAUCUUUCUCGUUAUGUUACACCUUUACAUUAAAAUAUGCAAAAUUGUGUGCCGCCAUGCCCAGCAGAUAGCCCUGCAGCAACACUUCUUCGCGACCUCUUACUAUGUGACCACAAAGAAAAGCGUCUCCACUCUCGCUAUCAUCGUAGGCACCUUCGGGACAAGUUGGCUGCCUUUUGCCAUCUACUGCUUGGUCGGGGACCAUGCCUACCCGACUGUGUACACCUAUGCCACUCUCCUCCCUGCUACUUACAACUCCAUGAUAAACCCCAUCAUUUAUGCUUUCAAGAAUCAGGAGAUCCAGAAAGCUACCUGGGUUUUAUUUUGUGGGUGUUUCCAGUCCAAUUCCUCCCUGCAUUCAAGGUCACCGAGUGAUGUGUAGGCAUCCAGCGUCCCCUAAUCCACCCCCCACCCACCCCGCCACCUCCAUGCUAUAUAUAUUUAACGUGUAUGUAGCAUAUAUGGGGACAUACCUGGAGGAAAGGGCUUGGCGCAUUGACACUGGGGCAUAGUUUGAUUUCCCAGUUUAUAUACCUGAAGAUGGGUCUCCUCACCCCCGAUUUACACACACACACACGCGCGCACCACUAAAGAUCGGUCGGUUCGUUUGGUUUUAGAUGUAAGAUUCCCAAUUCCGAAUGCCAUUUUAGUCUACGCUGAAAGGGUUUCUUGAAAAUUAACGCCCACCC
This is a messenger RNA of Stegostoma tigrinum, 1543 nucleotides long. RefSeq names its product G-protein coupled receptor 6. Gene Ontology annotation, cellular component: membrane. The record is from RefSeq and is a predicted model, not a curated record. Gene Ontology annotation, biological process: G protein-coupled receptor signaling pathway. Gene Ontology annotation, molecular function: sphingosine-1-phosphate receptor activity. NCBI's taxonomy places the organism in Eukaryota, Metazoa, Chordata, Chondrichthyes, Orectolobiformes, Stegostomatidae. Bases 253 to 1236 code for a protein of 327 amino acids. The transcript is spliced from 2 exons.